CAUUAAUAGUUCUCUUUCAAUUUCAGAUUUCUGAAUGCACCUUCUCAGUUAUGGUAUUUUAUCAUUUAAUUGUGCUUGGAAUUGCGCUAUCUGAAGCCAAAUCCGAAUGUAAAUUCAAAGGAUUAGGAGUGGACUGCAAUUUGCCUUUCUCGCCUACAACAUCUGUUCUCAGAUGUCAGAGCAAAUGCUGGAUGAGACCGUAUUCAAUCAGAAGAAGCAUGGUUGAUACAAAUGUAUCUAAAAUAUCAUCUGCUAAUCCCUUUGGCUGGGAAAUCUUCAAAGAAGUCAUAUCUUACGAGUGCGAAGACGAAAUCAUGUUUGUAGACAGAGAGUAUAACAACAGUGAAGAGCAGUGCGAGAAAAGCAGUUACGCCAAAUAUAAAUUAAUGAACUUACUAGAUGUUUUCGAAAUUGAUAAUAUAAAGGAGUUAGAAUUAUCACAUUUCAUAAACGUUAGCAUAUUUACGAAUAUUUAUCCACAACUCUUUACUCUAAAUAUUCAUCAUUCAAUAUUCAUUAACGUACUUCCUGGAAAUAUUUCAAGUAGCACUAUUCAUUUCACAAACCCUUUGCGCAAGUUAUAUCUAACACAUAAUCAACUUCAAUUUUUACCGGAUCAUAUUUUUUCCUUGUCUAAUUCUUUGAGAAAGUUAGAUUUAUCAUCAAAUAAUCUGACUGAGAUAAAUAGAAGGCAUUUUCAAAAACUUGAAAACUUGACGACUCUCAAUAUAUCACGUAAUAAGCUCGUUUGCAUAUCACCUAACACGUUUUCUGACCUGAAUAAUCUUAAAUCAUUAAAUCUUUCGCAUAACGACUUGUUGACACUAACGAAUUCGAAAAACAAAACGGACGGAGAUGACAGUAACGAAGAGGUGAAUUCGACAAUUGAGCUGCAGAUCCACGAUAGUAAUUUUUUACAGCACCUUCAGUCUCUUCGUAACUUAGAUCUCAGUAAUAAUAUCAUAACCGUACUUCCUAAUAACAUGUUCAGAAAUCAUAGUUCGCUGUAUUACAUCGAUUUUAGCCACAAUUGUUUACGAAAAUGCUAUCGUUUUUCUGCUAAAAACGAUUUGCAAAUUUUAAAUCUUUCGCACAACCAAAUUCAGAUAUUUGGAAGAUUGUGCUUUAAAAACUUGAACCAUUUAAAAAUUCUAAAUAUCAGUUCAAAUCUAAUUAAAGAAUUAAAAUUAAAUUUUGGAAAAAAUUUGGAAGUCCUCGAUGCAUCUCAUAACAAGAUCGCGACUGUAUUAAUUAGGGGUGAAAUAAACAUUCGCGUAUUGGACUUGUCUGAUAAUGAAAUCACUUCGUUUUUUUCGCUUUCACAUCUAUCGCCCCAACUCGAAUUGUUAUUAUUAGACUACAAUUAUAUUUACGAUACAAAUUUUUUGAAAGAAUAUCCGUAUUUUCAAGAAGUGAACCACACUGUCACGAUUUCUGUAACAUUUAAUAACAUUUCUAAUUUUGAUACAUCAUUUAUGAAAGAUAAAAACAUUAAAGAUCACGAUGAACAUUCUGCACACGGAAUUUCGCUGGACAUUUCUUUCAAUCCAAUAAACUGCGAUUGUGAAAUGUAUCCCAUGAAACGAUAUAUAAAUGAAGUAAGCCGACCCAGAUUGUUGUCUUUAAUUAAUUCCGAAAAUAUAAAAUGCGCGAUUCCUGAACCAUUGAAACAUUAUUCGGUUCAAUUUUUGCCCGACGAUAACUUUACUUGUACUUUUAAAAACUAUUGUCCACGAUUCUGCACAUGUGGCUCUCGUGGAAAAGACAGAAAGGUUUUCGUCAACUGUUCUGGCCUUGAGCUUCAUCAAGCUGGAAAAAAACCUCAGUUUGAAGUUAGCUUUCUCUACUUUAAUAAAAAUAACUUAAUAAACCUCUUGUCUCUGAAUGAAUGGACGAAAUUAACUGAUCUGUGGGUGAACAACAACCGUUUGGGGACAUUAGAAGGAUGGGUCAUCCCUCGUAAUCUGUUAUUCCUUUCUGUAAGAGGAAACAGACUGAAAUCUUUAUCGAAUAAUAUGAUCCAGUUCAUCCCAACUCAAAAAGAUUUUCAAUUAUUUUUUGGACUGAAUUCUAUUAACUGUGAUUGUGAAAGUGAAACUUUCAAACAAUUUUUACUAAGACACGGAGAAAUUGUGAAAGACGUAAGGGAAAUAACUUGUCAUCAAAAGGUUUCGGAGAAAGUAGUAGAAACUCCUCUGAUAGAAAUGUCAGAACCAGAACUUUGUGCACAGCAGAUCACUGCCAAAUAUAAACAAGAAGUUUUAACCAUUUUCUUUUGUAUUUUACUGUUAAUUUUUCUUUAUCUUCUUUCAAAUCCCCAUUUCUACUACCUGGUCUGGUACCCUGUGGGUGGAGUGAGCCAUGCUGAUUUAAUUUUGGCUUUAGCAAUGGAGAAGAGCUCUGAGGAGGUAAGAGACACUGGAGGCGCGGUGGCCUCAGAUGCACCUGCCUUGGCAAGACUAUCUCUCAUUUCAUUGCCUGAUAUAUCUACGUGGGAAGGAUUGGUGGCAAAAGCACUGACGUUAAUGAGUACUCUGUUAAUUAUAAUUGUCACUGUAGGACUAUACAUCUGGCAGAGAGAGUUAAUUCACUCAUUUAUGUAUGUUCAUUGCAAUAAACUAUUUUGUUUCCAUCCUGAAGUCGCCGAUUUAGAGGAGAAAUUAUACGACGCCUUUGUUGUUUACAGUAGUUCUGAUAAAUUUCUAGUUAUGAAUCUUCUGCACGAAUUGGAACAGAACUCGCCAUUUUUUAAAUUUUGCAUUCACGAGAGAGAUUGGAUUCCUGGUGAAAUUAUAACUGAAACCAUUGUGAAAUCUGUACGAAGCAGUAGAAGAACCAUUAUAGUAUUAUCCGAAUCGUUUAUUUCCAGUCCAUGGUUUAAAGUAGAACUGAAAGUGGCAAUUUCGCAAGAACAAAUGAAUUCAAUCAUCGUCAUCAUGGUUGAUAAAUCAAUUUCUUUGAAGGAAUUAAACAGAGAAUUACGAGAUACUUUCUAAGUUACUUGAGGGGAGUUAUUAUGCUUGUCAAAUUACGUUAUUUUUAAUGCAUUUGUGUCUUGUUUUUCGAUUACCUUUAU
Messenger RNA from Parasteatoda tepidariorum (common house spider), 3076 nucleotides. The record is from RefSeq and is a predicted model, not a curated record. Lineage: Eukaryota; Metazoa; Arthropoda; Arachnida; Araneae; Theridiidae.